Molecule: messenger RNA, 5689 nt
Organism: Micropterus dolomieu (smallmouth bass)
Lineage: Eukaryota; Metazoa; Chordata; Actinopteri; Centrarchiformes; Centrarchidae
Gene: arhgef7b
Product: Rho guanine nucleotide exchange factor (GEF) 7b
Exons: 22
Coding region: 188-2728 (846 amino acids)
Molecular function (GO): protein binding; guanyl-nucleotide exchange factor activity
Source: RefSeq, a predicted model, not a curated record
GGACAAUACGAAGCUGUUUGAGGAAGGGACCACAUUUAUUUCCCGUUUCCACUCUAAAUUUUUACCACAGCCUGUGUGGUUCAGGCAGUGCGACUGUAAUGUUCAAACAAGGCGGGGCUGACCCUCUUGUCUCAUUUUGUACGGACCACAAGUAGGAUAGCGCAGACACCGAGGAGAUAGAAGAGACAUGAAUUCGGCCGAACAAACGGUAACGUGGCUCAUAACGCUGGGGGUCCUGGAGUCUCCCAAGAAAAGCAUCUCGGAUCCAGAGGCUUUCCUCCAGUCGUCUCUGCAGGAUGGAGCGGUGUUGUGCAGGCUGCUGGAGCGACUCAGACCCGGGACGGUGGACAAAUUCUUCCAAGAACCGAGGAGCGACAGCGAGUGUCAGAGGAACAUAACAGAGUAUAUUAAAGGCUGCGGGGCUUUCGGUGUGGAGUCUUUUGAGGUCAAUGACCUCCUGCAGGCACUGAACUUCUCCAAGGUCCUAAACUCCUUAGUUGCUCUUAACAAAGCUACUGAAGAUUUAGGUGUUUCUGGGGACGGUGUGUGUGUACCGCACUCCGCAACAUUGAGGAUCAAGUCAUUUGACUCUCUGAACACUCAGAGUCGCUCUUCUAAACUGCUGCAGCCUCAGUAUCGCAGCCUGGACAUGUCAGAGGGCAGUGGGUGUGGCCACGUGCUGGUCAAGGCACGCUUUCCCUUCCAGCAGACCAAUGAGGACGAACUCUCAUUCUCCAAGGGCGACAUCAUCAGCGUGAGCCGGCAGGAGGAGGGGGGCUGGUGGGAAGGCUCGAUCAACGGCAGGUCUGGGUGGUUCCCCAGUAACUAUGUACGGGAGCUGAAAGGAAGCGACAAGACAUCAGACAAGCAAAAGUCUGGGACACUGAAAAGCCCCCCCAAAGGUUUUGACACCACUAUCAUCAGUAAGACCUACUACAAUGUGGUCCUACAAAACAUCCUGGAAGCAGAGAGUGAAUAUUCGAGGGAGCUACAGAGUCUCCUGGGCUCAUACCUGCGCUCACUUCACCCCACAGACAGACUCAGCAGUGUUGACAUCAGUCAAAUUCAGGGGAAUCUGGAGGAGAUCUCAAUCUUCCAGCAGAUGUUGGUUCAGUCCUUGGAGGAACAUACAAAACUUCCAGAGAACCAGCAGAGGAUCGGCGGGUUCUUCCUGAAUCUGAUGCCCCAGAUAAAGAUAAUCUAUGUGGCCUACUGCUCCAACCACCCGUCUGCUGUCAACGUACUCACACAACACAGUGAGGAACUGGGGCAGUACAUGGAGUCAAAAGGGGCGUCCGCUCCAGGGAUCCUGACUCUGACCACUAGUCUGAGUAAACCCUUCACCAGACUGGAGAGAUACCCAACGCUGCUGAAAGAACUGGACAGACACAUAGAGGACCAACAUCCUGACAGAGCUGAUCUCAACACUUGCAUAAUCACCUUUAAAAACUUUGCAGCUCACUGUCAGGAGGUGAGGAAGAAGAAGGACCUGGAGUUGCAGAUUUUAACAGAGCCAAUCAGAAACUGGGAGGGGGAUGACAUCAGAACCCUCGGCCCUGUUCUCCACAUGUCCCAGGUCACAAUCCACACGCAGAACUGCCAGGAGUCAAAUGAACGCUACCUUGUCCUCUUCCCUCACACUCUGCUUGUGCUGUCUGCCAGCAUGAGGAUGAGUGGAUUCAUCUAUCAGGGGAGGAUGCCACUGUCAGGAAUGCUCAUCUCCAGAAUAGAAGACGGAGACAACCUGAGGAAUGCUUUUGAAAUAUCCGGUGGCCAGUGUGAGCGGAUGCAGGUGGCGUGUAACAGUCAGCGCGACCUACAGGACUGGCUGGACCUUCUCACCAAACACACACACUCGCACAAGCCUCAGUCCGUCUGUCACACAUUGCCCUCUCACCCCGCCACUCCCUCCAGACACUCAGAGUCUCGUGGAGGGAGCAUUGGAAACACCUACCACACCCUUCCCCAUCCCUCUUCAUUUGAGACAGCCCACAACAGCAGCCCAAUGUGGGGACCCCUCGAGCCACCGAGUACCCCCAAACCCUGGAGCCUGAGCUGCCUACGCCCUGCGCCUCCACUCCGGCCCUCAGCUGCUCUCUGCCAGAAAGAGGAUCUGAGUAAGAGUCCUAAGAACAUGAAGAAACUGCUGCCUAAGAGGAAGCCAGAGAGGAAACCUUCAGAGGAGGACUUCACGGUAAGAAAAAGUACAGCAGCUCUGGAGGAGGAUGCUCAGAUACUGAAAGUGAUUGAAGCCUACUGUACCAGCGCCAAGACACGACAGACUCUGAACUCCACCUGGCAAGGGACUGACCUCAUGCACAACCACGUGCUCGCCGACACCAGCCUCACCAUUGCUGGUUGCUCCGGCAACCUGCCUUGUUCUGACCAGUCAGAGGACUCGGAUUAUGACAGUAUCUGGACCGCCCAUAGUUACAGGACUGCCUCAUUUUCUCGCUCGAGCAGGAAGGACGUACACAUGUUGUUCCCAGAGGAGGAGAAGAUUAUAGUGGAGGAGACCAGGAGCAACGGACAAACUGUAGUGGAGGAGAGGAGUCUGGUGGACACUGUGUACAGUCUGAAAGAUGAGGUCCAGGAACUCAAACAGGACAACAAGCGGAUGAAGAGGACGCUGGAGGAGGAGCAGCGAGCAAGGAAAGAACUGGAGAGGAUUGUCCGGAGAGUUCUGAAGAACAUGAAUGACCCAACCUGGGACGAGACCAACCUCUGAGAUCAAUAUGCAUCUGAUCAUCAUGGACAAGACCAACCUCUGACUUUUAAAUGAUCAAAUGAUGAACAAGUGUGGACCAAGAGAAAAUGCCUGCCAGCCAUCAACAAAGCCAUCCCAACUGACCGUAAAGCUGUGAAGCCAAAUUAGCUGGUAGGCAUGACUUCCUGUCAAGUUCCUUUACACUUUCAAACAGCCUUGUUUGGAGUGCUGACAAACAAAUCAAAUUUCCCUUAUUUACUUGCGUGUUUAUCUUUUAUUGCGCUUUGUGCUUAUAUGCAUUAAUUAUAAAAUGUAACCGCUGCAAGGACAGUAUUUUAUUCACUUGCCUGGUGCACGAAUAAGAACGCAGUGUGGGUUUAUAUAUUUCAGAAAUGUUAGAGCAGUAUGUGAAUGAAAUUCCUCAAUGAAACUUGAAAUACAAUUUUUUUUUUCAUUAGCAGCUAUUUUGUUUAAAUUUCUAAUGUUAAAUCUUAUUAUUAUGAAAGACAGCUUUAAAAUUCUAUUUUCUGGUCUAGGUUAUUGAUUCACAGUCCAACUAUCUAUACAGUUAGUUUAUUUGUUAUAUCAAAUACAAAGUGUAAUAGGGCACUCAGUCACUGCAUUUUAAGCUAAACCUAAAUUUACCAGCACUUAUAAGUGACCUGUGUGUUUUUCAGGAUGAGAUGGAAGUUCUCAGUGUGGUGUAAAAAUUACUGCAGCUAUGUCAAACAUCUGACAGACCACCAUAUUUUAUGGAUCUACUGCAUUGCUUUAUGGGAUAUGUACAUUUCUGGCCAGUGAUUAUUUUGAUUAUUUUUUAAGAAUAUAAUAAUUUUUGUGUGUCAGUAAGUUUUUUUUUUAACCCGGAUGGAAAACUGAGACAUGUAACUACUGUAACUGUUCUUCUACUUCUGCAUACAAAUGAUUGUUUGGAGGCUAAACCUAAAGAUAAACUGACUUUUGACAACGAUCUGCUUUAGUUAACAGAAGACUAGAUGAUAGUAUGUUCAAUUCAAUUCAAUUCAAUUUUAUUUAUAUAAAAUAAAAUGUGAGCCUAUCAAAUUGUAAACAUCUCAAAAAUCUGUAUUUAUUGGAAAAUUGUCUUGUUAUUAAAGUGAAGCUGGAGGGAGAUUUUCUCAGGAAUUAAUGUGACCAUCAGGGAGUUUAAGCUUUCAGCUCCAGAUUAACAUCUAUUAUUUCAUUUCAUUUCUUAUAUUUAAAAAGCUAUAGGAAACUUGAUGUAGGAUCAUGUUACUUUCAAAUGUGAUGUACUGUGCAAAGCAUUUGAAGAUACAAAAUCAGAUACAAAUAAAAUCAAGAACAACGUGGAAAUAAUGCAAAUGACCUCAAACAAACGCACCACAACGAAUCCAUGUGACUUAGGCUGCCAUGGCUGCAUGCAAACAUGGCAGCACAGAAAUCUCACAGGCAUUCACUGGAUGUUUGAGCCAAAUGAGGUUUUAAAGACAAGAACUUAAAACAAUACAGAGCAGCAAGUUCAUCCCAACUAGAAACAAAAUCGUGCUAAACACUGACGGAGUAUGGACACACUACAUGUGUGGAAUGAGCUUAUAUAUCAUUUCCACCAGAAGAUCAACUCCAUAAAUGACAAAACAAGGACUGUAUUCCACUGCAUGCAUUUGGAAUUGGUAGAAACAGAGAGGCCAAUAAGCUGUUUAAUCAUUACACAUGUCUGCCAACAGCCACAGAAAAUAUGUGUAGAUAAACAGUAUUGCUGCCAAGUCACAAUUCAUUUGGAAAAAGCGUGUCUUGCAGAAUUAAAAAAAAUUCUAACAGUUCCUGCUCUGCCUCGUGGACUAAACCUAGUUUACCAGCUAAUUUGAUAUCCUGUUCUGCUGAAAUUCACAAAAUAUCCUUUUCAUUUGUAAUAAAGCUCCUUAGAAGUUUCAUGUUGAAAAAUCAGGCUAAAUGUACAUAUUUCACUUGUAAUACUCCUUUUAUUCAACAUUUUUAACUUGUUCUAACCUUGUGGACCUACUGUCACCACUUUCUGCUCCAGCUUUCAAUAUUAUGAUUGUCAGAAGGAGAAACAAUAAGUGUUUAAGCGGAGAGAUACAAUCAAAUACAUAAAAUAAAUAUCUUCAUGUUUUGAAGCCAGGCAUAAUACGGUAUAUACAUACUGUGAUAUAAAAGUAAUACAAACUCCUAAUGUAACAGCCCAGAAUGGAGAAACAACAAUGUAAAAACAUAAUGUGAUCAUAUAACAAUAUGGACACCAAAUAGCAUUUUGAGUUUAUAUUACAUUUUUAAUACAAUAUGCAUGGUCGUCGCACUGUCAGAAGAGGCAGAGGAAGUGAUUGCAGGUCUUUAGAAACCAGUUUAGUUGAUUAAACACUUGGAAAUGUCUGAACAAUUAAACUGAAAUGAUACUGAGACAUUGGUUUGUAUAGGAAAAUAGUGCAUGGCUGUUCAUUUUUAGUUUGUCUUAACUUGCUGCCCUUUCUGUUUCAAGACCAAAGUCCAAGCAAUACAAACACUGGGAAAUGCUUUUUUUUUUUAUGAUUGAUGUCAAUAUGCAACCUACUGUAGAAUGAUUUCUUAUUUUUAUAUUUGUGAUUGUGGUUUUAGUCUUAUGAUUGUGGUUUUGAUUUGUAACACUACUUGUUUUCUACUUGAUCUGGUUGAUCACACUAAAGAUUUGUACAGAACAGCAGCAUAUUUCUCAUGAACCAGAGGAGACGUGCUGUGGGGAGAAGAAUAAUCUUUGUUAAAGUUAUUAAAAACUUCACCUACAGAUGAAAUAUUACUGAAAUCAGAAACCACACUCAUGAUGUAAGCCAUGCAAUACAGUAUGCCAAUUACUGAUUCUAACUUAUGUAUUUAACUGAAAGUGACUGAUGUAAAUGUGAUGUGUGUUACAAUGUUAUGGUGAUGAAGGUGAUAAUAGUAGUUACUCUGAUAUGAAUUGUCCCCCCUCUAUUUAUUUCACCCAUUUGUCUGUGAAUAAAAUGUUGAAUCAAA